Messenger RNA from Guyanagaster necrorhizus, 1442 nucleotides. RefSeq lists its product as uncharacterized. The transcript has 6 exons. The coding region runs from base 1 to 1203 and encodes 400 amino acids. Lineage: Eukaryota; Fungi; Basidiomycota; Agaricomycetes; Agaricales; Physalacriaceae. Gene Ontology annotation, cellular component: nucleus. The record is from RefSeq and is a predicted model, not a curated record.
AUGUCCAGAGACGCGCGCUCCAAGGCCAAGGGCAUCAGUGCUAGCUCGUUCCUGGACCUCAAGGCGGAGCUUGCGAAGAAGGAGGAGGAAUUCGCUAGGAAUUCAGCCUCUGGAAAGAAACCCUCCAAGCCGGAAAAGAAACCUACGGUAUGGGCUAGGAAGAACAAGGGCGUCAGCAGUCGUGCAGCGAGAGACAUCGAAUUGGAGGCUAUCAGCAAGCCUACGCUUGACUCGGCACGAGCGACGCUGGAACGCAAGGCAAAGAUAUACGACAAACUGAGGAAGGGAAAGAGUGGGGGAUUGAGCGAGAAGCAGUUUGAUACGCUUUUAGUUGAUUUUGACUUGAAGCCACCUGAGUGGGAAGACGAUGAAGAUGAUAUUGAUGAAUCGCUGACUGUUCCUCAUGCCCCGGAUGAUGUUAAUGACCCUAUCAUCGAGUAUGAAGAUGAGUUUGGACGUAUACGAACUGCUCGGCGGUCUGAGAUACCAAGAGAAUUGCUUCCUGGCGCUCCUUCAGAAGAGGUAGAUGAAGAUGAGGACAUAAUAAUCCGUAAUCCUGUCAACCACUUCCCAAUAUACACGCCCUCCGCUGACCGUAUUGCCGAAAUUGAGAAAAUGCAUGCUGAAGAGAACAACCCCCUCGGAGUGCAUUAUGAUGCCUCGAGCGAAGUCCGCGCGAAGGGUGCUGGUUUCUAUCAAUUUUCGGGUGACGAAGAAACACGGCAGAGACAGAUGGAGGAACUACGUGCUGCGCGAGAGAAGACGCAGCAGGCGCGACAAGGACAAGGUGCAGUGGAUAUCAGCGUCGAGGGAAUGGUCGCCAGUGGAGGCGAGAACGGCAGUACCGGCGAAGGCGUUGGAAAAGGUGUGGAGAAGAGGAAAAGAGAAAUUGAGGAACGGAGAAGGAAGAUCGAAGCCAAGCGACGCAAGUUGAAGGGCGAACCAGCGGUCGCCGACGACUCGACAAUAUUAACGACGCUUCUUUCCAAAGGCGAUGAUGAAACAGCAGUGUUUGUGGCAGGAGCACCAGAACCCGAGCGCGACAUGACUAGCAUGACUCCAGAUCCGUUUGCGGUCUUGGAAAGUCGGCAAGUCACAGAGAAGAGGUGGAGUAGAGGCAAAGGAAAGAGCAGGUCGGAUGAGGCAGAUGUCUUCCUUGCGUCUCUGGAGAAUGACAUUCUAAAUAGAAAGAAAGGGAAAUGAUACUUCUCCGACGAACUGGCGCGCUACUGUGACUCCGCUCAGGCCCUUAUACUGCACAAAGGCCCUGAAGUCGACAUCUUUUGGGGUGGAUCCCGGUUGCUGCUUAACGUCACAUUUCGUUGUGCCUUGUGUGCGUGCUAGGUAGUUACAGUAGGAUCCGCCGAAUGGAAAUUGUACAACAGUCUUAUGCUCAGCUACUAGUACAGCAGUGAAUGCACAGGUAUGAAUGAGAUGGAGUG